Messenger RNA from Daphnia magna, 3860 nucleotides. RefSeq names its product transcription factor Sox-1a. Lineage: Eukaryota; Metazoa; Arthropoda; Branchiopoda; Diplostraca; Daphniidae. The coding region runs from base 697 to 2367 and encodes 556 amino acids. The record is from RefSeq and is a predicted model, not a curated record. Gene Ontology annotation, biological process: anatomical structure morphogenesis; regulation of DNA-templated transcription; cell differentiation. Gene Ontology annotation, molecular function: RNA polymerase II cis-regulatory region sequence-specific DNA binding; DNA-binding transcription factor activity, RNA polymerase II-specific. The transcript has a single exon.
AGCAAAGCAGCAGGCAAGCAGCUCUCCAAGUCUUUUAGGGUAGUAGUCUCUAGUCUGGCUCUCUUCUAGCGCCAGUUGUGUGUGUUGUGUCAAUCAAUAACACAGUCAAGAGACGGCCGGAUUGAGGCACAGAAUAGACGGCUUUCAAACCGUUCAGACCUCUCUUGUGUUCGCUCUCCCUCCUCUUCUCUAUCCUCUCUUUUCACUCUCCUCUCUCUUUUUUUUUUUUUUUACCUCCUUUUCACUACCACCACCACCACCACCCCCAUACAAGAAGAAGAAGAAGAAGACACAAAACUCUUUGAUACAUUCUCUUUUCGGUGGUGGCGAAGAAGGAGUAAAUAGAAGAAAAGAGACCAAAUGGACAACAGUUAAGAGGCAACUUGAAUCGCGCGCGCGCAAAAAAAAAAAAUUUAAGUGAUUUACAUUCAAGUGCGUUGUGUUUGUGUUGAUUUAACUUAACAUCUUCCGCGGGGGAAAAAAAAAAAAUUAUAUUUAGUGUCCAGUGUGCUAUGACGUGGUAGUGCAAAUCGCAACGACACUUUUCAAGUUCUCUCCACAACAACAAAAUUGUGAAUUUCAAUCAGCGAUCGCCAAAACAAUUCGAAAAAUUAAAAAGUUGGAAACAGAGUUUGGCAAGGUUCUCGAUUGAAUCCAUACCGUCCAAAUCGAAAGAUCCAUAAGAAAAAAAGAACAAUGUUAACCAUGGAAUCGGAAAUGAAGGGACUUGGAGGUCAUCCGGGUCAUCUUCAUCAGCAACACGGACUCGGCUCGCCCUCGUCGGCCGGCCAGACUUCGCUCUCGUCGCAUCACUUAUCCGUCUCGUCCAGUCACGCUCUAUCGCCACCCAUGACGCCUCAACAUCUUCAGCAACAACAACAACAACAGCAGCAGCAGCAACAGCAACAACAACAGCAGCAGCAGCAGCAACAACAGUAUCAGCAACAGUACCAAAUGUCCACUCACGGGCUGCACUUGGGCCUGUCCGCCCAGCACGCAGCGGCCAUGGCGGCAGCGGCAGCGGCAGCCGCCGCGCACCACCAGCACGCGGCCAACGCGCUCAGCUCGUCAGGUUCGUCGGCUUCAUCGCAAUCGUUGCAUCACCAAGCGGGCCCAGGUUCAGGCCAAGGAUCGACCACCUCGUCGGCCGCUUCGGCCAAAAACAACAACCUGGACAGGGUCAAGCGACCGAUGAACGCCUUCAUGGUGUGGUCACGCGGGCAGCGGCGCAAAAUGGCGCAGGAAAACCCGAAAAUGCACAACUCGGAAAUCAGCAAACGGCUGGGAGCCGAAUGGAAACUCCUGUCCGAAGCGGAAAAAAGGCCGUUCAUCGACGAAGCCAAGCGGCUGAGGGCCGUGCACAUGAAAGAGCAUCCAGACUACAAGUACCGACCCAGACGCAAGACCAAGACUCUGCUCAAAAAAGACAAAUACCCCGGAAUGGGUGGAGGCGGGCCAGCUGCCGGCGGACAAGGAGGUCUCAUCCAGCAACAGUCGUCCGGCGGCGGAGGCGGACAGAGCGGACAUCAUCAAGAUCAUCAACACGGCGGGGGCAAUCACCAGCGCGGCGGAGGGCACAACAUGAACAACAAUUCCGUCGUGCUGGGCAGCCAACAGUCGGGACUGCAGCAGAGCCAACAGGGCGGAGGUGGAGGCCUACACUCGCACCACAGCAGUCAACGUGAAGCGGCCAUGUACCACCACCACCAUCAACAUCACAUGGCCACCAACGGCUACAUGCCAAACGGCUACAGCAUGAUGCACGACCCCAAUUACGGCCAGCACUACAUGGCGGCAGCGGCGGCCGGACUCUACGGUCCGCGAUACGACAUGAACCAGGCCGGCGGAGUGCCGGGCGGCGGAAGCGCAUCCCCCAUGUCCUCCUACAUGAACGGAGCGGCGGCAAAUUACGGAGCAAUGUACGCCGGAACGGGAGGCGCCGGAUCGCCCUACUCGAUGCAAUCAUCGCAAAUGGGAAGCAGUGGCGGACAGGCGGGCAUCGGAAGCGUCGGAUCGACCGGAUCAUCUCACAGCCCCAACAGCGUCAAAUCGGAAACGCCGACGCCCCAACAGCAACAGCAACAGCAAAUUUCUAUCAAGCGAGAAUACGUGCAACAACAGCAGCCGACGGCCGGCGGAGCAAACGCGGCGGAUCUACGUCACAUGAUUUCCAUGUACUUGCCGGGAGACGCAUCGUCGGGCAUCAUGGAUCCGACGUGCGGCGGAAGAUUGCAGCCCAUCCCCGGCCUACAGGGUCAUCCAGGGUACCACCAUUCGGGAUCACCUGAUCCCAUGUCCGCCGCUGCGGCAGCAGCCGCAGCCGCAGCAGCCGCCGCAGCCGCCGGAAUGACCAUGGCUCACAUGUAAACUCCAAUUCCAUUUUGUUUUUUUUGUUUUUUUAAAAGAAGAAAAAAAAAUCUCAAUCAACAAGAGACAAAACCAUCCAUCGUCAACAGAGAGCCUAUUAUAAUUAUACGAAAGAAAAUUAAGAGAGAGACAUGGAAACAUAUCCGCGCAACCAGUUCGAGCGUUUAAAUCGCCCGCCACCACCCCCCCAUUUUCUUUUCUUUCGAUUCAAUUUGUUUGUACGUUUCUUUUAUCUUUCUUUUGUUUCUCUCUUUCGCAAUCUCCGGGUCGAUUUUUUCUCACCUCACAAUUUUUAGACGUGAUGAUGAUGUUUAUUAAUCUAAUUGAAUUAUCGUUUUUGAUUUUGUAAUCGUAAUUCCUUUCUUUUUUGCCGAGUGGUUGGAAAGAGAGCGACAGAGAAAUUGAAACAAAACGAGUUUGUUUUUUUUUAAAGCCGAGACAUUCGUAUACAUAACGCAAAUUUCUGAUAUCAUGAUCCUGCAUAUUAAUUCAUUUUUAGUAUUGUCAAAGUUAAAAAAAAAAAAAGGGAAUUCAUUUUCACUGCAAGUACUUCUCUAUACAUUCUACUACGUGGCCAUGUAAUUUGUUUGAUUCCUUCUUCUCUUCUUUGACUAUUCCCAUUUCAAAACAAAAAAAAAAACUCGUUUCUUUUAUUUUCUAAAUCCCCCGAUUUCAUGUCCUGCCCUCCCCACGAUUCCCUUUCCCCAGUUUUUUUGAACGUUGUACAGAUUGUUUGCCCAUUUUGAUUAUUACAAUUAUUAUUAUCAUUAUUACAAACUCGACACAAAAAACAAACAAAUAUUCUAUCGAAUUGGCGUCACUCGCCGCAAAAUGAGACACACAAAAACAAAAGGGAAAAACGAUACAAAAAAAAAAAAAGAAUUGUAAAGAAAAUGAAUUCAAUCAUUCUAUAUCUCGAAAGAGCGUGAUUUACUAUUACCACUUAUACAUAAAACUUAAAACACACACCCGUAUAUCAAGACGAUCCACUUCUUAAACGAUUACUGAUACAUGAAAUAAUCAGCCAACGUUGCCAAUCUGUUCAUUUCUUUCGUGUCAUUUCCGUUCGUCUUGAAUUUUUCCAUCGCUGUCUCAAACAUUUCAAUCGCAAAAGAAAAAUUUAAAAAACGAAAAAAAAAAAAAUUUUGUUGCAUGUGAGUCCGUGUGUGUUUGAUCCGUUUGUAAAUCCAAUCUUAAAGAAAUUUCACGCUCCAUUAUGUAUCUGAUUAUCACGCCGCAAUUCGUGUCACGAAACCUCCCCCCCCCCACAAUCUCGUCUUCUAUUAAACGACCGCGACCUUUCCCACACCAACGGACACAUAGAAAAACACAUCCCGCAAAAAAAAAAAAACAAAUGAAAUUCUCUUAGUUUAAAAACACGAAAAUUGCAGAACAAUAAAAUGCGCGUUGUAUUUUGUACAUAUGUGAACCAGUGCACUUGUAUAACUUUUGUUCCCGUACUGUUACAUACACACUGCUAGUUUUUCUUGGAA